Molecule: messenger RNA, 2442 nt
Organism: Onychostruthus taczanowskii (white-rumped snowfinch)
Lineage: Eukaryota; Metazoa; Chordata; Aves; Passeriformes; Passeridae
Gene: OIP5
Product: Opa interacting protein 5
Exons: 5
Coding region: 2-652 (216 amino acids)
Biological process (GO): CENP-A containing chromatin assembly; chromosome segregation
Cellular component (GO): nucleus; chromatin; chromosome, centromeric region
Source: RefSeq, a predicted model, not a curated record
GAUGGCGGUGCGGCAGCGGCUGCAAAAGCUGUUCCAGGAGCCGCAGCUCGCCGGGGCCAUUGUGCUGGAGCGGGCGCCUGCCCCCGCCGCUACCGCCUGGGCCUCGCUGUCCGCGCCGCCGCCGCCAUCGCCGCCAUCGUCUUCCUUGCCGCCGGCCGCGGAGCCGGCAUCGCCGCCGCGGCGGCAGGGCCCGCUGCCGGAGGAGUGCGCCGUGUUCCACUGCCGUAGCUGCUGGACGGUGCUGGGGGACUCGCUGCAGCUGUGCGGGCAGGAGCCGCCGGAGCUCAGCGUCCUCGUCUGCUUCAAAGUCACCAGCGAUGUGACCUGGGAGGACUCGCUGCUGAUCGGCCUCGAGGGAGCUCUCCUGGGAUGUGCUUAUUAUUUAUUAUUGUGUCGGUCUUGUGGCUUGGCCGUGGGCUUCAUUCUGUAUUCUUCUGGCAGUGACCUGGCGCAUCUCAGGGACUUGUUCUGUUUCUUCAAGGACAGCAUCAUGUGUUACCUCUUAAAAAAUCAAAUGAUUAUAGAAGCUUCUAAGGUGAAUUUUCCAGCUGUGACCUUAAAGGAAAACAUGCAGAAAAUGAAAGAAAAGCUUGUGGAGUUAAGUGGUCGUGUAGAGGUACUGACUAGGAAGCUGGAUAAAAUAAUUAUGUAACAGAAGAAUGGCAAAACUCUUCAACAGAUCCUUACUGAUGACUUACUAUCAGGAUAUGCAAGAGUUAAUGCCAACUAAUACCCAUUUUCAAGAACUGCUGGAGCUGUUUCUGCAUCUCUGCUGAGUUUGAUCAUUACAAAGAAAUAAUGCACCAGACCAGGUGUGAGUAUUGAUCUGUCACUUUACUGUGUGUGGAAAGAUCUGACGAUGAAGUGCCUCCCUUCAGGAGGAGAAUCUGACAUACUGAAGUUAAGCUUGGAAGACUGAAUAGCUCACCCAUGCAGCAUGUUACUCUCUGAGGCUCUGUAAAUAUAACUUUGGUUUUUCUAAUGACUUCAAGGGGAAAACCAGCCUUUGAAAUACUGAAGUCAGGUUUCUGGAGCUAUGCAAAAUAUACUUAACAAGGUGAUGCUAUUCAAGAGCCACCAUUACAAACUGAACGUUCUUAAAAACCUGAAGCUCUUGUCCUGCCUUUUAAUACAGACACAUUGUUAAUGGCAGCCUUGGUUUUAAUGGCAGCUACAUUUUGGUCAAGUGGCUCAUUAGCUACAUCUGAUAUGUGAGCCACUGCUAAGUGGACUCCUGAAUAGUUCUGAGAUUUGCUUGUAUGCCUUGCCUGCAAAAGCAGCAGACAAGCACGUCACAGAUGCUGCAAUGUUCUUAGAGCAUGAGUCUGGAUGGCACCAUGGAGGCAGAGCACAAGGUUUUGAAUUUCAGGUAAAGGGCAACCCACGUGCCUUCCAGAUCUGCUGAAGUGCAGCCCCAGGAACAUGACUGAGUCAAAUUUUGCCAGCUAUGGCUGUGAGCAACUGAACACUUCUUUCUGGAAUGUUAACUAUGAAACCAAGGAACAGUCUUCUGCACAAUCGUGGAAGCACUGCUUUCCUGAAGUUAUGAUUGCCUGGCCAGUUAGGAUGUUUCAUUAAAAAUACCUACUCAUGGCUCAUUGGCAUCGCUCUCUGGUGAAAAUUGGUUCUACUUAUUUCCAAAUAUUUAGAAAAUAAUUUUACAGAAAAGAAAGCACUACUUACCCUUUUUUACUGGGACAGAAUAUCCCUAAUUCUUGUUUUUGGAAGAUUAAGGUCCCUUUUCCUCUCCCCUUUGCUGCCUAAAGGACUAAUGUUUUUUCCAAAAGGGAUAAUAAAUUUAUGGAAAGUUAGUAGUUUUCUGUAGUAGUCUAGAGAGGAUUCUAUUUACUUGAUCAGCUUAAUUCCAGUGAUGCAAAUUGCAUUCUCCUUCCAUGUAUAUGACCAGCAGGUUGCAGACCUCAUUGCUGCUGCUGCCAGUUCUGUGUUUUGUCUUAUUUGUAAAGUAACUCUGCUUGGAGCAGAGGGACAAAACUCACUGAGAUAAGGCACCUCAGAGGUUUUAGGUGGGCAGCUGGUACUUAGGCUACUACUAAUGCUCACUGUGCUGCUUUCUGUUUGGGAGUUCUUAUGGUCUCAGUUCAUUGUCAUAAGCAAAACCAUAGAGUAUCACCAGUUGUUCUGCAAGGAGAGGAGGGACUCUCACAAAUUCUAAUACCACCUAUGUAGUACUUCCUUAGUGCUUAUGUUAUUGCACGAGUCUAAGAAAUGUGAUUGAUAAUGGGACUGUUUGCUUUUGCUCUUUCAUUCUAGUUUCUGCAUUGAGACUGUUUCUUGCUAUUUUAUGUCUGUAUUAUGAAUAAUGCUAAAUUGUUUUGCUUCAUUAGUACUGAUCCCUAAAAGAAAAAGAAAGCUGUCAGUUACAUUUUUGUAUUAUAUUUAAAGUUGUGAAGAAAGAACUUUGUUAAUAAAAGCUGAAACUCA